AUGGGUAGAACCGCAAUGACGCUACUAAGUACGUUGGCUGCGUUGGUUAUUAUCGUGCAUACUGCUGAAGAGGAGUAUGAGAGGAGUCAGAGGGGGCUGAGAGCCAGGUCCAUGGAUGUUGGAUCAUCUGGAUAUGAGCAGACAUGGAGAGCGAUGGAAGUAGAGCCAAUGCUGCCAAACAUACCCCAAGGUGAUGCUUGGCGGAAUGCAGAUGCAGAACCUAAACGCAGACGAAUGCGGAAACGAAAACGUCGGCCACAAAUCGAUCAGCCAGACCUUUUAACACAAGAAAGACACAUAUCCAGCAAUAUCCAGUCCCGAAACUCUGAAUUCGCUGUGGAUCCCCCAGAAACAAAGCGACGUCGAAAACAUAAUCGUAAAAAUACAUGGAAUAAUCAGAAAGAUUGGGGAGACGAAUCUGAUGUCGAACGACCAGUCAGAAGACGAGGACAUAGACGAAAACGACCUCCCACUAUCGAUUCUUGGCCAAGAUUAAGCGAAUUCGACCAUUUAAGACCAAGCGAAGCUAUAGACGAAGAAAAUGUAUGGAACAAGGAAACCGAACCCAUUCACAACGAAAAUGUAUGGAACAAGGAUAGUGAAGCCAUUGACAACGAAGACGAUACAAAUAUAGAACAGGAAAAUAAAGAAGAUAUGGAAGAAAAUCACGAGGAUACACCAGACAUUCCAAUAGAAGUGGUUUCUGAAACAAACCCACCAGAAAGCAAUGCGCCGAUGCUACAGCAUGACAAAUCUUUAUCAGAAUUCUCUUUAGAAAGUCUAAUCAAGAGUUCAGAGGACGGUUUGUCAUUUACAGAAGUAAAAAACAAAAAACCGCAAAGUGAAAGAAAUAAAGCACUGAUCAAGAUAGCUCAGGAUAAUGAACCGUUGGCGCCAUUGACGUUAAAGGCAAUAUUAAAAAGAUCAAACGGGAGAAGUCUUAGUGAAAUUUUGCAACAAAACAACUUGUCACUAAGUGAUCUAUUACAAGGCAGAGUAAACGCAUUGUCGUUGCUUAAAUCACGUGAAGAAAACAGUGAAAAUACAAAUCAAGUAGGCGACUUUGAUGGUAUACCCAAAAAUAAAGAUGACAGUGACUCAACAUUUACACAUUCAGAAAGUAAGCAAAUAAAUGAAUAUAAGAAAACUAAUGAUCCCGAACCUGCUACGACAACAACAGCUGAAAUAAUUUAUACCACUGAAUCUAAAUCCACUACAGAAAACCUAAGUGUUUCGUCUUCGAAUGAUACCGCUGAGGAAAUUACAACUACUCCGAAAACCUAUGUUAGACGUAGAUUUCCAUUUAAUCUACGCCGUCGUACGAGACCUGUUAACGGCACAUACAAAGGACAAUUAAGUCGUGAUCUUAUGGCUUUAACAACUAGAAAAUAUCAAAAUAAUAGAAAUAUACACAGGUCAAGAGAAUGGGUAGAAUAUAUGCCAUCGAAUACAAAGUCUCGGAAGCUUAAACCUACAAUAGAAAAUAAACGAAAUUCCGAAAAUUACGAAACGGAGAGUUCAAUAUCAAUGACAACAGUUUUAGUUGAAGAAACUACUCAACCCACACAAGACCUAGAAGACACUCUACCAACUUCCCCAAAUGACUUGGAAAUAAACGAUUCAAACGCUUUCACACAACAUAAAGUAACAGACGCGACUGAAUCUGAAGUGUACUCUACCACAUUAAAUUCAGAUGACGUACCUACCACUGUGCCUGUAACGGAGAAGAUAGUAACAAUUACGCAAAAGCCAAAAAUUAUUCCACAUAUAAGGUCUAUGCUUAACGCGUCUGAGCUUCGAAGACAAGCCCUCAAUAAUAGAUUGGAGAAGAAACGGUUGCGAGAAAAGAAUUUGUCAACUGAAUCCCUUGGCCUAUUACAAAAAGAUGUCUUAAACGCGAACAAUAUGCAAACAUCAUCUGAAUUUAUUGCUAAAACACAACCCAGCACAAGUAACACCGAUAUCGAAACUGAUUUUACUACUUUAGAAGAUUUUAUGCCCACAGAGGCCGCCAAUAGGCAUCAUAGUCGGAUGAGGACCACUAAGUCUCAAAAUGUCAGAUCAUCAUUACUGCCUAAAAUCCAACCUUAUUUAACUGCAACAGAAGAAACAGCGAAAUUGGAAAUAGAAGAAAUAUUAAAUGACUCUAUGACUCGCGCUAGGCUAUCAAGAAUACUAAAGGAAAGAAAUAUGACGUUAAAUGAAUUAGUGGAGCACAGAGAGCGUGGUUCAAGUCAUAUACACUUGGCUGACAUAUUUCACAAUGCGUCUAAGGAGCCGAACCCACCAGAGCCUUUCCUAUCCAAAUCACUCAUCGAACCAAUAUCAAAGGAAACAUAUCCUUUGAUAGCUUUGUUGGAAGCGAAUCUUCAUGACACUAAGACGAAUUUAGAAGAAAUGGAUGAAACUUCAAAUUAUAUGAAUAUCCCUGUUGUCAUGGACUUCGGUAACAACGUGAAUGAGAACGGUGAGAAUAUGGGUAUAAUGUCCCUUUUCAACAAAAAUAAUGGUAGUGUAAAUGACAGUGAUGGAAACGAGAAACCAGAUAAUAAUAUAGAUAUUACGCCUGAUAUUGAUAGAAAAGAUGAACAAAAACAAAUCAGAGAGGGUCGCAUCUUGGGUUCAGAAACAAGCUUAGUCAACUGGAAUGAACUAUUUAAACUUCUUCACAACCAAUCACAAGAACAGGAAGAGUUACAACCAAGAAUGUCAACAAAAUCAGAAACGUUACAGAAAAUAUUACUUGACGAUGAUGAGGAAGGCGACGGUGUUGUUGUCUUUGAAGAGUUAGAUAAAUUAAAAGCAAAUGAUGUAGAUACAUCCAAAGAGGAUUUGGAAUUUAGAUUUUUAAAUCAAAUUGAAGAAACGCACGCUCAUCCAGUUUAUAACUCAAUAAGUAACACGAGAUCAGUGACUGUUGUAACCGCAAGUAUUAUAGGUCUAGCAUUAGUGCUAUUUUUGCUAACCUAUGCCGCAUUUAAAUGGAAGCAACAAAGUAAAAUUAUAGAGAAUAAGCAAUGUAACAAUGACGAUAGGCUGCCUUCGCCUAUAUUUGAGAACCGAAAGGGUAUUCGAAGCAGUACUCGUAGUAAAAGUCCUAUGCUAACAUCAAACAUUUAUUCUAUUAAUACAUUAGAUACUCAUGCCGGAACGGAGUCGCCGGAGUACAUGUGGGAUUCCUUAAGAAAACCUUUUCAAUAA
Pieris macdunnoughi is the source of this 3201-nucleotide messenger RNA. The record is from the annotation of a GenBank genome assembly. Lineage: Eukaryota; Metazoa; Arthropoda; Insecta; Lepidoptera; Pieridae.